This is a messenger RNA of Uranotaenia lowii, 414 nucleotides long. It is a transcript of the gene Kaz-m1, whose product is annotated as enhancer of split M1 protein. The transcript is spliced from 3 exons. Bases 83 to 364 code for a protein of 93 amino acids. Lineage: Eukaryota; Metazoa; Arthropoda; Insecta; Diptera; Culicidae. The record is from RefSeq and is a predicted model, not a curated record. Gene Ontology annotation, molecular function: protein binding.
AAAUGAGUAUAUAAACCGCCUGUAACAUGUGGUAGUUUGUCAGUUUUAAAUUACAACUCUCUCCGCGACAAUUGUAGAAAUCAUGAACGUAUUCACCCGUUGCUUAAUAGCUGUUACGGUCCUAAGUGUCAUCCUACUGGAACCGAUCGCGGCCGAGGAAUGUGACUGCGUAAAGCCCUGCCCGCAUAUCUACGAUCCAGUUUGCGGCACAAAAGAUGGACAAACUUACCGGCAUUUCGCGAAUCGUUGCAUGAUGGAAGCACAAAACGAAUGCGACUGCAACACUGCCGGAGAAUACCUGGAAACAUCGUACAGCAACUGUGGCAGUGAAGAUGACAACUGGACUGAGCCAGACUAUGAAUAGUUAAAUUUAUUGAGUGAUUCAUAGGUAAUAAAAGCUCUACAAACGCCAAA